Rubroshorea leprosula is the source of this 443-nucleotide messenger RNA. The record is from the annotation of a GenBank genome assembly. NCBI's taxonomy places the organism in Eukaryota, Viridiplantae, Streptophyta, Magnoliopsida, Malvales, Dipterocarpaceae.
CUCACAAGUUUCAAACAAAUUCUUUAGGGUAGCACUGGACUAGAUGCCGGCUUUAAUAAAGGAACAAGCAAACAUGGAGCAGGUGGGAGACAGGCACCUCUGCUUGUGUCCCCAACUUGAGAGAACAAGUUCUUAAAUGUGCAAUAUUAAAACUGCCUGUCUGCCCCGGUGGAUGAAAGAAACAGGCACCCAUUACCUCAACAACCAUCCCUACCCUCACUACAGCUUAGCUCCAACGUUUAUUACAAAGAAGAAUCCCUCCAUGCACGUUUAAAUCACUAUAGUCUCUACAAGAUGAUGCUGAGGCAAACAAUCAUCUGGCAGUCAAUAUCACAUAUGAAUAUCAUUGCACAUAGAGAGCUAAAAAGAGAAUUUCAUUUAUAUGGUAAAUAAUCACAAUCUAGGAUCUCUCAAAGUUUCAAUACUAAACUCUUUCAAGUUUU